Austrofundulus limnaeus is the source of this 2175-nucleotide messenger RNA. It is a transcript of the gene slc26a3.1, whose product is annotated as solute carrier family 26 member 3. Gene Ontology annotation, cellular component: membrane. The coding region runs from base 1 to 2175 and encodes 724 amino acids. The record is from RefSeq and is a predicted model, not a curated record. Lineage: Eukaryota; Metazoa; Chordata; Actinopteri; Cyprinodontiformes; Rivulidae. Gene Ontology annotation, biological process: sulfate transmembrane transport. Gene Ontology annotation, molecular function: secondary active sulfate transmembrane transporter activity. The transcript is spliced from 19 exons.
AUGGYGACUUCAAGAAAACAGUAUGUGUUGGCCAGACCUGUUUACUCUGAGGACAGCUUUGCUGAAGAACAUGAGAAAAUCCACAGAAAACACAAAACCUUUGCAAACAACGUUAAGGAAUAUCUGACCUGUGAUGCAAAACGGGCCAAAAAUGCAGCGCUCUCUUUUUUACCCAUCAUCGGCUGGAUGAGGACUUACAGAGUCAGAGAGUGGCUGCUGGGUGAUGUGGUUUCGGGGAUCAGCACUGGACUGGUGGCCAUCAUGCAAGGACUUGCCUUUUCUCUGAUGGCCUCGUUGCCCCCAGUCUAUGGCCUUUACACAGCAUUUUUCCCAAUGUUAACAUACUUUAUAUUUGGAACUUCAAGGCACAUAUCUGUAGGCUCUUUCCCUGUCCUCAGUCUAAUGGUAGGGGCUGUGGUGAUACGCCUGGUUCCUGAAGAAGGACCACAUGCAAAUAUCACAGACUUUGAAGGUCUGAGCGAAGACCAGCGUCGAGUCUUGGUGGCCUCUUCUGUAACAUUCCUCAUGGGGAUUUUUCAGCUUGCCAUGGGUGUUCUACAGGUGGGCUUUAUAGUUGUGUACCUGUCUGACACUCUAGUGUCUGGCUUUACCACAGCAGCUGCUGUUCACAUCUUGGUAUCCCAGCUCAAGUUUGUGCUGGGGUUGACUGUUCCAGGAAUCAAUGGUCCAUUAUCUAUAAUAUAUACCUUGGAAAAGAUCUUUGUUCAGAUCACCUCCACCAAYAUCUGUGACCUGGUGAUGUCUAUAGUGAUUAUGAUAAUGGUGUUCAUYGUGAAGGAGUUAAGUGACAGAUACAAAGCCAAGCUACCAGUUCCCAUACCCAUUGAGGCCAUAAUGACGAUUAUAGCUUGCGGAGUAUCUUACGGCUUUAACUUUAAGGACAGGUAUAAUGUUGAAAUUGUUGGCAAAAUGGUUAGCAGGUAUGAGUCUCCCAUUCCACCCAGUAUAGAAGUCUUUCAGGAGAGUGCUGUAGAGGCCUUCCCUAUAGCCAUUGUGGGAUUUGCUGUUGCCUUCUCUGUUGCCAAAGUCUACUCUAUCAAACAUGAUUACACCAUUGAUGGCAACCAGGAACUUAUUGCAUUUGGGAUAAGCAAUAUGUUUGGCGCAAGCUUUAGAUCAUUUGCAGCCAGCACAGCACUCUCCAGGACUGCAGUGCAAGAGAGCUCAGGAGGAAAAACACAGAUUGCAGGAAUGGUCUCAGCCAUGAUGGCAAUGAUCGUAACAGUGGCGAUCGGUUUUUUGCUGGAACCACUUCCCAGAUCUGUUUUGGGUGCCUUGGUGAUCAUCAACCUGAAGGGGAUGCUUAUGCAGUUCAGAGAAAUACCAUACCUAUGGAGGAGGGACAAGCCAGAGUGUGUGGUGUGGAUUGGAACGUGCCUGGGUGCCAUCUUGUUGGGACUGGACCUUGGUUUGGUUGUGGGACUGGGUGUGGAGCUGCUCACUGUCAUCUUCAGGGUUCAGUUCCCCCAUUGUUCCAUCUUGGCUAAUAUCCCUGGUACUGACUUGUACAGAAAUCGCAAAGAUUACCUGGAGAUAUUUGAACCAAAAGGAAUAAAAAUCUUCCGCGUACCUUCACCAAUCUUCUUUGCCAACAUUGAGUUCUUCAGGAACAAGCUGUUAGAAGCUGUUGGAUUUAACCCUCUGAGGGUUUUGCGGAAGAGGAACAAGGCCCUCAGAAAACUUCAAAAACUGCUGCAGAAAAGAGAUCAGAAUAUUACAGAGAAAGGAAUAAUGAAAUUGUUCUGCCAAACAAAUGAUGACUCUACAGUGAACAUGGCAGAGAUGGACCUGUCAAAAGAUUUCAAGGACCUCCCGCUCCACAUAAACUGGAAUGCUGAGUUUCCUUCUGAGAUCAGUGUUCCCAGAGUGGAUCUCCACAGUCUGAUCCUGGACUUCUCUGCUGUCUCCUUCCUGGACAUUUCCAGCUUGAAAGGACUCAAAAUAGCAUUCAAAGAGUUUAUCCAAAUUGGAGUAGACGUUUACAUCGUUUCGUGUGAUGCCUUAAUCGUGGAGAAACUACACAACUGCAUGUUCUUUGAUGAUAAGAUCCUGACCUCCAUGUUCUUCCCAACCCUGCAUGAUGCCAUGCUGCAAGCACUUGACAAACACAGAGAGCAAAGCAGAGACUGUGUGUUAAAAAACACCAAACUGUAG